Messenger RNA from Cuscuta campestris, 3412 nucleotides. NCBI's taxonomy places the organism in Eukaryota, Viridiplantae, Streptophyta, Magnoliopsida, Solanales, Convolvulaceae. The record is from the annotation of a GenBank genome assembly.
CCAGCGGUUUCCCUCCCACAGUUCAUCCGGAAAACCCUAGCCUUUUAUAAAUCCCUAUUUCCAGCGUUGGUGUUCGGAACUCAUCCAUCGCCGAAGAUUUCUCGAUUUAGUUUUCCCGCAUCCGUGGUGUUCUUUACUCCGACGUAUAGUAAGGAGGUUCUUGGUGGAUGGCCACGGCGGAGAAGGCUCCGCUGUACGUAAGUUGGAAUGAGGUGUCCUCUUCUGCCGAUAAGGGCCGGAAGGAAGUUUGCUACUAUCUGAAUCGCAGAGAUGGAGUCUCAGAUCUGGCGGUUGUCGGGACAGAAAAGGGUAUAAAGCAUUUUUCGUAUCACUACGCCUUAAAGGAUCCGUCUUUGUUAUCGGCAUCGUAUCCUGUGUCUCUUCCUAAGCUCCGGAAACGAAGAGAGGUCAUCGAUUGGUUAAACUCCAUUGUUUCAGGUGCAUUUUCUUAGGCAAAUACAUGGUACUUUUAAUCAGCACAUCUCUGCGGUUUCUUUUUUAGUUCUAUUUGUUUGUUCUAAUCAAUUUGGUGCAAGCUUGUCCGUCUAUUCUUGCGGUGACGGUACAUCUUUUGUGAAACGCAGUUCAUUCAUUGUUAAUUCCUGCUCUAUUUGGAGAACAUCUUCCAGCUCCAGUCAGCGCUUUGGGGUUAGGGUUCUCUUGGAUCCAUUUCUCUCUGUAGUUGUUUUCAAUGUCUGAGAAUUCUUCAAUUGAUACACAAAGCAUCAUAGAAGAACCUUUCUAAUUUCCCAUCCAGGAUAGAUUUAGGUAGUAGAUGCAGGCACUUCAUAUAGAUUCUGGAUUAUGCUAUCUGAAAGUAAUACUGAAUGUGUGUUAGAACUGUUUUACUUUCUUGUUAAUAUUUUUCACAGCCCAUAUUUUCUAUAAGUUAAAACAACAAUUUAUAGAUAACAAAACAGUUUUAAUCUAUAUAUUUUGUUCGCUCUCAUAUUUGGUAAAUGCAACUUGGAAUUCAGGAACUUGCUUGCCAUGCGUAUUCCAUCACAUUCCUUCAAAAGUUCCAUAUUUCUCUUUGAAAAUACAAUUUUUAUGUGAAGUGGGAUGUUUUAUAUUUUAAGAAAUUCUGCAAGCUUAUAUUGUUUGGUUUUCCAAAUUAGAGCAUAUUGUUUGUGUCCUAACGGUUUUCCAAGUUAGAGCAUUUUUUGUUGAUGUGGUCAUCUCCAUUUAGCAGUGUCAUGUCUAAUCCUGAUUUCAUGAUAUUAAAACGUGCAUCUUGUGUCUAAGCAUGCCUGCUAUCCCUGGAUGAUAAUCUCACCAAUUGCCCGAGCUGCUGGAAUUCCAAAUUAUUGGUUGAGAGCUUCAGGAUUAUAUGCCCUCACUAUAGGUCUUAAUUAUCAACAGAACAUUAAAGAAUUAUCUGGAUUCAGAAAAAAUGGAGAUGCUUGUCCGAAUGCACUUAACACACUGGAGGAUGGUCAUUUGCAGACAUUGGGUCAGCAUGCCACAGACUUCACUUGGAUAGGAUCUCCAUGGACAUGUAGAAAGAAACGUUGUCAUUAUACAUCAUUUUGUAGGAAUGGUGUGAGAAUUUCUGUUUAUGACUUUGUUUUCAUAUUAGCUGAAGAAGGUAAGCGGCUUGUUGCUUACCUGGAUGAUAUGUUUGAAGACAUCAGAGGAAACAGGAAGGUUGUAGUACGCUGGUUUCACAAAAUUGAUGAAGUUGGUAUUCUUUUGCAUAGUAACUAUAAUGACAGAGAGAUUUUGUUUUCUCUUUGUCAUCAAAGCCUCGGUAUUGAGUGUGUCGAUGGACUGGCAACUGUCCUCAGUCCUCAGCAUUAUCAGAGCUUCAUUAAUUUACCAAGUCGCACACAUCCAGAACCAUUUGUUUGCCAUAGACUGUUUGAUAACAAUGAGCUCAAGCCCUUUGUCAUAUCCAAUGUUAAUGGCUACUGGAACCAGGAGUUAUUGAAACAAAUGCGUUUUUCACUACCCCACAAGACAAAGCCAGAGGAAUCUCCAAUAGGUUUUUCUGGAAACAGGCCUAACCAAAGGUUAUGCCUUUCGAAGUAUUCUGAGCCAAGGAAAGAGCUGGUUAAUUCUUUCCAGGAGCAAUGCAACACUAGUUCCCUCAGAGCUGCAGUAACAUGCACUUUCCAAGAAGCUUGUUUUGAGGGUUCAUCUCUCAGAGAUGUAGUGAGAGAGAAUCAUCUCCAGUUUUUUGACAUUGGUUCCCAAGUUGAAAUAAUAUCCCAAGAUAGUGGCAUUAGAGGAUGUUGGUUUAGAGCUUUGGUGAUCAAGAAGCACAAGAAUAAGGUGAAAGUGCAGUAUAAAGAUGUAAAAGAUGCUGAUGAUGAAGCUAAGAAUCUUGAGGAGUGGGUUUUGGCAACUAAGCUCGCUGCCCCAGACAAAUUGGGUCUCCGAAUGCAUGGGCGAACUAUACUUCGACCUUCUCCAUCAUCCCAUAAGGGCAGAGUUUCAUGGGUAUUUAAUGUUGGAGAAUCAGUGGACGCAUGGUGGAAUGAAGGGUGGUGGGAGGGCAUUGUUGUCCAUAAGGAAUCUGAAAACAGGCUACUGGUCAAUUUUCCAGGAGAGAAACGAACAGAAAUCUUUAGCCACACUGACUUGAGGCAUUCACAAGAAUGGUUGAUGGAUGGCUGGAAACAUCUCAAGGACAGACCGGACCUUGUCCCUUUGCUGUUGGGUGGCGAGCCCGCGGUGAAGGAAACCAUGAAAGCGUCACAUGAUGGUACGCUUGCUAAUGGGAAUAUCUCCAAUUCCGUGUGCACGAGAUCUGAAAAACCUAAAGAACUUAGAGUCAAAGUCGUGUUUAGCAAAAACACAAAUUUGGACGCGAUGAUGGAAAGGGCAUGUGAUGAUCUGUCCAAGGAUGACCGACUUGGUCAGUUGAAGUGGAAGUCUAAUAAGAAGAGAAGACUAUGUAGAAGCCCUCCUGCCGCUAACAAGGCACAUUUUUGCUCUGUGAACCUUCCCUCAUCCAUUAAAGUGGAACCCGAAAAGUGUAAAUACAUCACUGACUCCCUCUUCAAGUCCUCAGCCGUCUCUCCCCUGAACAACCUAGUCAUGUCUCAGUGAUGACGACUGACUUCCAAUUUUCUCAGUUUCUCCGUAUUUGUAUGCGUUUCGGCUUCACAAGGCUUUGAAGCAGUGUUCCCUGGCCUUCUGUAUAGCUUCUUCUCUGGUGAGAUGUCUUUUUUUUCUUUGGUCGUUGCUGGAAAUGUAAUUAGUGAAGAAGCUUGUAUUGUAUCACAUGAAUUUGCUUAGAUGGGUAGAGCCUGGUGUGUAUGCAAUCAUCAUGGCAGUUUUGAUGUUCCUGCUCGGGCUCACAGCAGGAAAAAAAUCCUUAAUCUUAUGACGUGUUUGGUUGGUGGGCUGGGAUAAAAUGGUCAUUUCAUUAUUGGCAUGGAUGUGGUAAUUAAUCUAUUGAUUAUGA